Messenger RNA from Cryptomeria japonica (Japanese cedar), 1495 nucleotides. RefSeq names its product replication protein A 32 kDa subunit B. NCBI's taxonomy places the organism in Eukaryota, Viridiplantae, Streptophyta, Pinopsida, Cupressales, Cupressaceae. Gene Ontology annotation, cellular component: DNA replication factor A complex; nucleus; site of double-strand break. The transcript has 10 exons. Gene Ontology annotation, biological process: nucleotide-excision repair; DNA replication; double-strand break repair via homologous recombination. The record is from RefSeq and is a predicted model, not a curated record. The coding region runs from base 165 to 1025 and encodes 286 amino acids. Gene Ontology annotation, molecular function: DNA binding.
CUGUCAACUGUCAGAGAAAUUUGGCGGGAGACCGCGCUCUACAUCAUAAACUGAUCACAGUGAAAGAUCUGCUUUCGAAGGGAAAAAACAAAAUUCUUUCGUUUGAAUCUUUCCUCUCAUCGAUUUCAUUUUUCCUCGUUUUCCACAACUAAACAUCCGUAGAAAUGUAUGGCAUGCAAAGCCAAUCUGAUGGAGGUUCUCUGUUUUCUGGAGGAGGUUUUAUGCCUUCACAGGCUACUCAAGUUAACGAAGGCGGGUUUUCAUCUGCCAGGAAAACCGGUAAUAGUACAGGGCUUCUCCCUUUGACAGUGAAGCAGAUAAGUCAGGCGACCCAGAAACAUUCGGAUGACAGUUCGAAUUACAUAAUCGAUGGAGUGGAUGUUAACAACGUAACCCUGGUUGGAAUGGUUUUUAACAAGGAAGAAAGAAUAACCGACGUAUCGUUUUAUUUGGAUGAUGGUACAGGGAAAAUCGAAGUAAAAAGAUGGGUUAAUGAUGCGAUGGAAUCUACAGAGAUGGCUGUUGUACAGAAUGGUUCCUAUGUGCGUGUACAUGGUCAUUUGAGGAGCUUCCAGAACAAGAAGCAUGUGAAUGCUUUCUCUGUGAGGCCUAUCACUGAUUUCAACGAAAUAACUUUCCAUAACUUGGAAUGCAUUUUUACACGUCUCUACAAUCUUAAAGUUCAGGGUGGAGGUGUCACUCAAACUCCUACAAGCCCAAUUGUUAAGGGUUCUCCGAUGGGACCGCCUGGCGUGGCAAGUCACACUGCUGGCGUAAAUCAAUUCACAAGCCCUGGUCCUGUUUCUAUGGUUGCAUCGAAAGAAGAUUUACAUAGAAGAGUUCAAAACAUAUUUGAGGAACCUGCAAAUCUAGCUAUAGAACAAGGAGUUCAUGUGGACGAAGUUGCAAGGAGAUUGCCUGGUUCCACAAAGAAACAGAUCAUGGAUGCGAUUGCUUUCCUGUCCAAUGAAGGCUACAUCUACUCAACUAUUGAUGAAUAUCACUUCAAAUCUACUAAUGCGUAAAAGAAUGAUAUUCAAGUUUGAUUGAAUUCUAUGAUAUGGGUAUUUAUAUUUGACUGACAGCCAAAGUGUAUAUUAUUUGUUUUAGUUCGCUGUAGACCUCAUACCAUUACCAUUGUUAUCAUCGCUCGAGUAGUUGCAUAACAUUUUUUUUUUGUAUAGAACGUUAAGCACAGUAUGUUUGAACGACCAGAAACUAAAAUGUGUAUUCGAGAAGGUUUGUUUGAAUUUCUUAGAUUAAAAUUGGUUGAUCUCAUAAACUGACAGAUGUAAUAAAAACAACUGUCAGUUCCCUGUAGCUUAUGUUGCAAAUGUUUAAGAUAACAGAUUAACUACUUAAUGUUGUAGGCUCCAACGCUGGCUAAUUUGGAAUAGCCUGAUGUUCAUGCUACUACUUCAAUCUAUGAAUAUCUUCAGUGAAUUUAAUUGGAGCAAAACUGCAAGGAAAUGAGGAUUCAGUGUUUUCUCUUUCA